This is a messenger RNA of Salvia hispanica, 856 nucleotides long. Its product is annotated as auxin-binding protein T85-like. Gene Ontology annotation, biological process: positive regulation of cell division; positive regulation of cell size; unidimensional cell growth. The record is from RefSeq and is a predicted model, not a curated record. Gene Ontology annotation, molecular function: auxin binding. NCBI's taxonomy places the organism in Eukaryota, Viridiplantae, Streptophyta, Magnoliopsida, Lamiales, Lamiaceae.
UUGUUAUCAAUAUUCUCAAAGUAAAAAAAGUACUAGUUCCUCUGCUUUUUACAGUGAGCUUGAAAAAAGAGGCAAUUUCAGAGACACAGAUCAACACUCUCAAAAAUAAUGGCCCGCCGCCGAUGGUACAUUUUAUUCACUUCCCUUUUGUUCUCCGCCGCCGCCGAGGCUUCACGUGGUGCAACCGACGGGUUACCUAUUGUGAGAAAUAUGAGUGAGAUGGCUGAGGAUAGCUACGGUCUUCCUGGUUUAUCUCACAUCACCAUUGCUGGUUCAAUCAUGCACGGUUUUAAGGAGGUUGAAGUGUGGCAUCAAACACUUGGUCCAGGAGCAGGAACACCAAUUCACAGGCAUUCAUGUGAGGAAAUCUUUGUGGUUUUAGAGGGCAGUGGCACUCUUUAUCUUGCCUCUAAUUCACAUCUUAAACAUCCUGGCACCCCUCAACACUUUCCCUUUUCCUCUAACUCUACGUUUCACAUUCCCGUAGACAACGCUCAUCAGGUUGUGAACACCAACCAAGAUCAACAUUUGAAGUUUCUAGUUGUCAUAAGUAAGCCGCCCAUGAAACUGUUCGUAUAUGAUGACUGGUUCAUGCCGCACAUUGCUGCCAAAUUGCUAUUCCCUAUUUUUUGGGACAAAGAGAGUUAUCAAUCGCCUCAAGUGAACGAUGAGCUCUAAAGCUCAAAGCUUCGGAAUUUGAUCCACUCUUGUUUCUGCAAAUGUGUUUCAGUUGAGAAACUUUACAUUUCCCUUAUUUGGCACAAGUUCAUCUGUAAUAACCAGUUGAAAGUAGGUAUUCCUGUCAACUCAUAUAAAUUUGGGCUGUGUUUUACAAAAGUAAUGUUUCCUUCUACCA